UCCCUACUGGAAACACCAUGAUUCUCAGAUGUAACAACUUUGUCGCUGCUACAGUUUGCUGCUGCCUUCUAUCCACCAUCUGCUGUCUCACUCAGUCUGUUCGAGCCCCCCACUUCCUGAUCCAGCCGCUCUCGACCUUCCAGAAAUAUGGAGGCUCCGUCACCCUGAGCUGCGCUGUAGAACCGGCUAGUACCGCCAUCUCCUGGCAACUGAAUGGGGCGGAGCUAAACCUGUCUGGGGUUCUGGUAUCCGGAGGCACGUUGGUCAUCGCCAGCCUUAAUAACGACACGGCGGGACGGUACCAGUGUAUUGGUCAGUCACCCACAGGAGCCGUCGCCAGUGUACCCGCCAUUGUUACCCUCGCCAACCUGCAGGACUUUAAGUCUGACACUCAGCAUGUGAUUGAGGUGGAUGAGGGGAACACAGCGGUGAUCGCCUGUAACCUGCCGGAGAGUCACCCCAAGGCUCAGGUGCGCUACAGUGUCAAGCAGGAGUGGCUGGAGACGUCCAGAGAUAACUAUCUGAUCAUGCCUUCGGGGAACCUGCAGAUAGUGAACGCCACCCAAGAGGAUGAGGGGACGUAUAAAUGCGCCGCGUAUAAUCCCGUGACGCAGGAAGUAAAAACAUCUGUUUCCAGUGACAGACUCCGCGUUCGCCGCUCCACUGCGGAGGCGGCACGUAUAAUCUACCCCCCUAUUGCCCAGACCAUCAUCGUCACCAAGGGCCAGAGCCUGAUCCUGGAAUGCGUUGCCAGCGGGAUGCCACCUCCCAGAAUUACCUGGGCCAAGGACGGAAGUGAUGUUUCUUGGCACAAUAAAACCCGCUUCCUUCUCAGUAACCUGCUGAUUGACGCCACCAGUGAGGAAGACUCCGGCACCUACGCCUGCACCGCCAGCAACGGCAUCGGAGAGGGAGACUCCGCCUUUAUAUUUUACAACGUGCAAGUGUUCGAGCCACCAGAGGUCAGUAUGGAGUUGUCCCAGCAGCUAGUGAUCUGGGGUCAGAGUGCAAAGUUCACAUGUGAGGUCAAGGGGAACCCACAACCCUCAGUAAUAUGGUUGCGAAACGCUGCACCCCUGAUUUCCAGCACCAAACACAGAAUGUCCCGGAAAGUUCUGCGUGUCAUUAAUGUGGGGCCAGAUGAUGGGGGCGUGUACCAAUGUAUGGCGGAAAAUGAAGUGGGAAGUGCACAGGCCAUGGCCCUCCUGAUAACCACUAGAUCAGGGAACUUGCUGAACCUGAAUAGAGAUUUCCCAACAUCUUCUCCACUGACAGAGGACCAACAGCUGCUGCUAAAAGCCCAGUACAAGCCUCGACCUCCGACCCCUCUGCUACCGACCCAGUGCCCCGACAGCAAGGAAACUGUGGUCCCUCCUGAUGCUCCCGUCAUACUUAGCUCCCCUCGCACCUCUAAGACUGACUUCUAUGAGUUGGUCUGGAGGCCCAGGAAUGUUGGGGGAGCCCCAAUGUUGUUCUACAUCAUCAAACACCGCAAGCAGGUAGUUAAUUCCUCAGAUGAGUGGACUGUAUCACGUGUUCCGGGGCCACAGCAACGCUUGACCCUGACCAAACUGGACCCUGGGAGUCUGUAUGAGGUGGAGAUGGCGGCCUACAACUGCGCCGGGGAGGGACAAACUGCCAUGGUGACCUUCCGUACUGGACGCCGCCCUAAACCAGAGAUAGUCGCCAACAAAGAGAUUCAGAUCCAGAAGGACGACCCCGGGACCAGCACACAGAGCAGCAACCAAUCAGACAACAAUCGACUUUCCCCCCCAGAAGCCCCCGACCGCCCGACCAUCUCAAUGGCUUCCGAGACAUCCGUGUACGUGACCUGGAUCCCGCGAGGCAACGGCGGCUUCCCCAUUCAAUCCUUUCGGGUGGAGUACAAAAAGCUGAAGCAGCCGGGAGACUGGAUUUUGGCCACUAGGGACAUCCCACCCUCCCGCUUAUCCGUGGAGAUAACGGAAUUGGAGAAAGGCACCUCCUACAAAUUCCGCGUGAGGGCCCUCAACAUUCUGGGGGAGAGCCAGCCCAGUGGAGCCUCCAAACCAUACGUGGUGUCCGGCUACAGUAACCGCGUAUACGAGCGCCCUGUGGCGGGACCCUACAUCACAUUUACGGAAGCGAUCAAUGAGACCACCAUUAUGCUCAAGUGGAUGUACACUCCAGCCAGCAAUAACAACACACCCAUCCAUGGAUUCUACAUCUACUACCGACCCACGGACAGCGACAACGACAGUGACUACAAGAAGGACAUGGUGGAAGGGGAUCGCUACUGGCACUCGAUCAGCCACCUGCAGCCCGAAUCCUCCUAUGACAUUAAAAUGCAGUGUUUUAACGAGGGAGGAGAGAGCGAAUACAGCAACGUCAUGAUCUGCGAGACUAAAGCUCGGAAGUCUUCUCAGCCUGGCCGCUCACUGAUACCCAUGGUGCCUUCACCCCAACCUCCUCAUGGCAAUGGCAAAGGCGCGGUGGGAACGGCUACAGUAGCUCGUUCUAGUGAUGUUCCGUACAUGAUCGUCGGGGUUCUUGGCUCCAUUGUUCUCAUACUAGUGGCCUUCAUCCCUGUCUGUUUGUGGAGAGCCUGGUCCAAGCAGAAACAAACAACAGACAUUGCAUUCCCCAGCGCUGGUAUCCUGACGUCCUCCUGCCAAUACACCAUGGUGCCUCUACAAGGGGUCGCCACCAUCAGUAACUUCCCUUCUGCUAAUGGUGAUGUCAUGAACGGCACUUGCCCCAAUGUAAACCCCAAUAAGAAUGGGGCAAAGCCAAGAGAGUAUGACUCCGAGACUGAGCAUCAGGACGGAGCUAACAGUUUACUGGAGGAAAUGAUUCCAGGGCACAAGGACCUACAAGAAUGUCAAAAUCCUGGGGGGUCGCGCCACCCACCCAGCGAGGGAACUCCAGUGUACCAGCCUUGUGAGAAUGAUACAUAUGAAAUGAAGAAACUUCCUCCUGAUGGGCUUCACUCGCAGGACGAGACCUUCGUUGGGCAUUCUCUGCCAAAGAGCAACAAUGAGUGCCCCAUUCUCUCACUGCCCAAAGAGCCAGGCGUGUGCCAAGGUAUGAGGUUAAUAUGUUCUCACUUCUGGCACCUUCUGGUACCAAAUGAUACUAGCAAUACAGCACUUAACAGAGAUUACACAUUAUUCACAUCAGUUCCUGCCCCAGUGGAGCUUGCAAUCUAAGGCUACUAAUUUACCAGUACUUGACAUAUAUACCUUGCCUGUUUACUGGAGUUAGACUUAUCUCCCUAAACAUAGGCCUUAAGCUACACUUGAAGAUCUUUUCCUGAUAUGACCACCUUGAGAAGGGUGAUAUUAGGCUAAUCCAAUCAAUUCUAGGGCCCAACGGAUCACAACAAUACAGGUGGUCAGAAAGUGGGCCACAUCAACAAAUUGAUGUGGUCCUUGCCCAGAUGAGAUUUUCAAACCUGUCUGAUUGAUAUCUGGGCAGUUUUCAGCUUGAUAGAGCUUGAUAAAAGGCCUGAAGGCCUGAAACGUCGCAGACCAGGCUGUUUGCCAUAAAAUGUACCAAUAAAGGCAUUUUAAAUUGAUUGGUGCUGUACGAAAACUUAUUUUUUGGAACAAUGGUGGAGGAUGGACCACUGAUGGUAUGUGCACCUUAUAUUUCUUUUAUAUUGAGGAACCCAGCUGACUCAAGCAAAUAAGUCUGGGCAGUUUUCAGCCAGAUAAUAGCCAUCUGAUGGCCCUAUACACAGGCCAAUAAGCUGCUGACUUGGUCUUUCAAUCAGCUCAUGUAUGGUCAUCUUUAGAGUAGUGGUUUUUGGACUUUUUUUAGGUCAAGACACACCUUGGAAGUCCUAGACCCACCAUAGCUUAGAGAUCUAGGAGAAAAUUGGUGGAUCAAUUAUUCAGCAAUAGCUCCAAGAAUAUCUAGAAACUUGACUUUACAUAAUCAAGAUCCACAGAAAAAUACAUACUGACCUACUGCAAAUUGUCUGCAUCGAGAUGAAAGUAAGGUUAGCUUCUCCUUUAAAGCUGUGCAACACACUGUCGUCUUCUCCAAAUCUUGACCCGACAUUUUCAUGCCAUUUCCCUACAGAUUGUCCACGAGGCAGGAGUAGUGUCAUUUCAGAUCUCACCCUAUCUGGGUUUUAAGCUUGGCUUCAGGUGUAUCUAAAAGAAAUAAUCAUUUUUCACCCAAUAUCUCACCAUAACUGGUCUUCAGAAUGAGCCAACUGCCAAUUCUUCAACCUCCCCCACUAAGUGGAACCAGCCGCACAGUUUGGUAACCAUUCCCUAACAGGGACAUUUCUCACCCCAAUUCAACAUCUCUUAUUUUAGAAAGCUUCUAUGGAAAAAGAGAUUUGUUAGAAAUCAGGUGGUUGAUGAAGGGAGCCUCAAUGUCAGGAGGCAGCUGCAAGAGCUACUGAAAUCGCCUUUUGCAUAUAAGAAAUUAAGAGAUAAUUAAUGAUCAUUCAUCCUGACUGUAUAUAAGAAGGAAGGGUUCAAGGUAAGGAAAUAGUAGCUUGUAUUGUGAUGUGUAUGCUGUUGUUGCAGGUUGUACGUGCCCCUUGCCCUUGGAGGAAAGCAUGGAGGAUCCAGUCUGCUCACUGACAGAAUCUCAUCAAAAGGCAGUUUGGAGCAGUAAUGUAGAAGGGAAUCUGGACAGUUGGGAGAGCAGCACUUUUCACUCUCACACACCGUCAGAAGGACCUGCUACUUAAUAAAAGACUGGCUGAAAGUACUGGGGAUGGUCUUGUUGCAAUAGAUAUCAGCACUGAGUAUCUGUGUUAUUUGGACACUACUAUAUCUAGUCCUGCAGACGACACAGGCUGAAGAUUGUGGAAGACUUUACACCAGCACCGGCUUCCCGUGCACAACGGCUGACAAGGCUCAGUUACCCUCUUGCAACUCGGUCACGUUUUAGGGUCCCGGACCACCCUGUGUUUAAGGGAACACGUUAAAGGAGUUUAUUUUUCUAUGACAGCAAUAUUUAUAUAUUUAUGCACUUGUACAUAAAGUUUAUUUUCUUUAUCAUGAAAUAUAUAUAUAUAUAUAUAUAGAAAUAUGGAACAAAAAGGGACCAAACUAUUCUUCAGCAUUGACAUGGCAACGGAACAUGAGCUCUGGUUGGCUGCUGUUAUAAUGGGGGGGCAGCAGCACGGAUUAGAAGGGGGCGCUCGGCAGACUGGGGCAUAGGAAGGGGCUGCCUCGUUGCUUAUCUUUUGGAUUCAAAUGGUUCCGGCUUCUGUUCUAGUCAGGCGCAUAUGGAAUGUUCGCUCACGUGCAUGUUUGGCUGAGACUCCCGCACAAUAUAUUCCCCAUAAACACAUUAUGAGAUAGAGCUGCAAUGACAUACCUGUAUAUGUGUAACCUGAACAGCAAAAGUACAUCUUGUAAUAAAUACCUUAGUGUUUAUUUAA
Messenger RNA from Xenopus laevis (African clawed frog), 5389 nucleotides. It is a transcript of the gene boc.L, whose product is annotated as BOC cell adhesion associated, oncogene regulated L homeolog. Gene Ontology annotation, biological process: smoothened signaling pathway; nervous system development; cell-cell adhesion. Gene Ontology annotation, cellular component: plasma membrane; axon. The record is from RefSeq and is marked provisional. Lineage: Eukaryota; Metazoa; Chordata; Amphibia; Anura; Pipidae.